This is a messenger RNA of Prunus dulcis (almond), 1552 nucleotides long. Its product is annotated as alcohol dehydrogenase-like 3. Gene Ontology annotation, cellular component: cytosol. Lineage: Eukaryota; Viridiplantae; Streptophyta; Magnoliopsida; Rosales; Rosaceae. The record is from RefSeq and is a predicted model, not a curated record. Bases 162 to 1349 code for a protein of 395 amino acids. The transcript has 10 exons. Gene Ontology annotation, molecular function: zinc ion binding; S-(hydroxymethyl)glutathione dehydrogenase [NAD(P)+] activity. Gene Ontology annotation, biological process: formaldehyde catabolic process.
AUUUUAAAUCUACUUUUCCAAAUCUUGAGAUUGCUUUCUCUUGCUUCUUUCUGUCUUUAUAAGGGAAAUCCCAGAUAGCUCUAUAUAUAUAUAAGAACUUAGAAUACUUGCAUCACAGCAGGCUUUUACUUGUGCACAUUUGCUAAAACUAAGACAAAAAGAUGGCCAAUCACCAAAAUUCUGCCAAUGGUUGGUCCAAGCCAAGUGAUCAAAGAACAACCGGAAAGGUCAUCACUUGCAAAGCUGCUGUUGUAUGGGGUCCAGGGCAACCUUUUGUGAUGGAACAAGUUCAAGUCGACCCACCUCAGAAAUUGGAGGUUCGAAUCAAGAUCCUCUUCACCUCAAUCUGUCAUACUGAUCUUAGUGCUUGGCAAGGAGAGAAUGAAGCUCAAAGAGCCUUUCCUCGAAUUCUAGGCCAUGAAGCUUCUGGAAUUGUUGAGAGUGUGGGUGACGGUGUCAAGGACAUGAAAGAAGGGGACCGUGUGAUUCCAAUCUUCAAUGGAGAGUGUGGAGACUGCAAAUGUUGCAAGUCUGAGAAAACAAAUAUUUGCCAAAACUUUGGGGUGAAUCCCUUUAAGAAAGUGAUGAACAACGAUGGGACAAGUAGGUUUUCAACAAAAGAUGGAAAACCCAUUUACCAUUUUCUCAACACAUCAACUUUCAGUGAGUACACAGUCCUUGAAUCUGCUUGUGUGGUGAAGAUUGAUCCUGAGGCUCCCCUCAAGAAGAUGACCAUGCUCAGUUGUGGUGUUUCAACUGGAGUUGGUGCUGCAUGGAACACGGCCAAUGUGCAAGCUGCCUCGACAGUCGCCAUCUUCGGCUUAGGUUCCGUGGGACUUGCUGUUGCUGAAGGCGCAAGAGCCAGAGGAGCAUCUAAAAUAAUAGGCGUUGACAUUAACCCCAAUAAAUUCAUCAAAGGUCAAGCAAUGGGAGUGACAGAUUUCAUAAAUCCAAGUGAACCCGGAAAGCCCUUGCAUGAGAGGAUCAGAGAAAUAACAGAUGGUGGAGUGGACUAUAGCUUUGAGUGUAUAGGGAACUUGGAUGUUCUGAGAGAGGCCUUUCUGUCCACACAUGAGGGGUGGGGGUUUACUGUGGUUUUGGGAAUUCAUCCAACCCCAAAAAUGCUCCCUCUCCAUCCAAUGGAGUUGUUUCAUGGUCGAGGAAUUAUUGGAUCUGUGUUUGGAGGCUUCAAAGGGAAGUCCCAACUCCCUCAUUUUGCACAAGAAUGCAUGCAUGGGGUUGUGGAUUUGGAUAAGUUCAUAACGCACGAGCUUCCCUUUGAGAAGAUAAACGAUGCAUUUCAGUUGCUCAUUGAAGGCAAGUCGCUGAGAUGCGUUUUACAGCUCUGAGCUUUUCAUGCAACUUGCAAGCUGGACAUGGAUGGCCAGAGGCCUCUGUUUCACGGAUUGUGCUUUUGCUUGCAGUUGGAUUUUGGAGCAUGCCAUCUAAUUUAGUCAAAGUAGGCCUUGAGUUGACACAAAGGUUUUCUUACCUUGUGAUGUAUUAAACAGUUGUAUUGUGAUUGGCUUUUAAUGCAUUACUAUUUAAUUAA